GCAAACAUACUGUUUUCCACGUAGCGAUUUGCACGAUGAUGUUAAAAGGAGUUAUCCUGAUCGGCGGGCCACAAAAGGGCACCAGAUUCCGCCCAUUAUCGCUUGAGCUUCCAAAGCCAUUGUUUCCAGUAGCCGGAUACCCUAUGGUAUACCAUCACAUAGAAGCCUGCAGUAGGGUUCCAGACUUAAAGGAGAUUUUACUGAUAGGAUUUUAUCAACCCAGCGAAUCAUUAACAAGAUUCAUACAAGAAACAUCUCAACAAUUCAAGUUACCAAUCAGAUAUCUACAGGAGUACACAUCUCUGGGCACUGCAGGGGGUCUUUAUCACUUCCGAGAUCAGAUACUGAGUGGUAGUCCCGACAGUUUUUUUGUCUUCAAUGCUGAUGUGUAUUGUGAUUUCCCAUUAAAUGAGAUGCUAGAGUUCCACCAAUCACUCUCCAGUAACACAAGGUUUACCAUGUUAGCUACACAGGCUACUCGGCAACAAUCAGUGAAUUUUGGAUGUUUGGUUGAAGAUAAAAAAACACAUGAGGUUCGUCACUAUGUAGAGAAACCACAGACGUUUGUGAGUACAACGAUCAACUGUGGUACUUAUCUACUUUCUAACGAUGUCUUCAAGUACAUCGCUGAAGUCUUCCAAAAACAACAAGAUGAGCUUUUUAACGGCAGUAUGGAUACUCUUACGUACAACAGAGAUACUAUACGUCUGGAACAAGAUGUGUUAGCUCCAUUGGCCGGUACUGGGAAGCUUUACGCUUACACUACAACUAGAUUUUGGAGUCAAAUCAAAUCAGCUGGAUCUGCUAUUUACGCUAACAGACAUUGUUUAGAACUCUACCACAAAUAUCAUCCAGAACGUUUGUCAAAGAAUGGAGAAGGAAAACCUAAAAUAAUUGGUGAUGUAUUCAUCCAUCCCUCAGCCAUUGUAGAUUCCACAGCUACUCUUGGCCCAAAUGUAACAGUGGGAGUGGGUGUGUGUGUUGGUCCUGGUGUGAGAGUCAGAGAAUCUAUUCUAUUGGCUGGAUCUAAAUUAGAGGACCAUUGCUGUAUUUUGCAUAGCAUUGUGGGAUGGAACAGUACAGUUGGGGCUUGGUCCAGGGUAGAAGGUACACCAUGUGAUCCAAAUCCUAAUGCACCAUUCACCAAAAUUGAAGGUGAUACCUUGUUCAAGAAUGAUGGUCGCUUGAACCCAUCAAUCACUAUUUUAGGACGAAAUGUAUCUGUUCCUUCUGAAGUUAUUAUUCUUAACUCUGUUGUACUUCCCGACAAAAGCUUGGGCCAGGGAUACAAGAAUGAGAUCAUCUUGUAAAACGAUGCUAUGGCAUCCCUAUAACGAAUGGUAAAAACCUACACUCAGUUGGCAGUUCAUUCCAUUUCAAAAUUAUCUAAUGGUGAUAGGGGUUGUAGCAUGGUCUAUGCAUGAUCUCUUUGGUGUUUUAAAUUCUCUUGGUCAAUUCAGCCAGUUUUGGUUUCAUCUCCAGAACUGAGAAAACAUUAAUUAUCACACAUUAAUGUUCACACAGUAAUAAAAUCAUUUCACUUCCCUCCAUUUUAUGAAUAAAUUUAUCAUUAUUAGUCAAAUAACGAAAGUUAACACGUUGAGUGGCAAUACAUUUACCGGUAUAACUAUUAGUAUUUUUGGUAUUCACAUUUUUUUCAAUAGUUUUUUUAUGUUUAUGUAAUUCAAUUUUACUUAGAAUCUAAUUAUGCAUGUUACCCCGGUACCAGGUUUGAGACGUCAAUACAUGUAUAUGUUGCGUAGAAGACAAUAGAAAACCAUGAUCUAUUAAUUAAUGUGUAUAGGAAAACUCAAAUUCUGCUUCAUAGCAUUAGACGUAAUAUAUAAUAUAUCAUUUUUCCUAUGUAUUAUUUUCAUGUUUAAUUAUUGCUCGAAAAUGUUAUUGAUUGAUAGAAAAUACUAUCAAUGUAAAUAUUGAUCUGCAAUUUGGUGAUCUGUGAUUGAUGGUAGUUACCCAUUUUUUGGUCACUGCAAGAUUCCGCAUUAUGCGUGCAAUCGAAUGUAAAAACAGGAUAAACAAAAAUCCUGGCGGCAGAACAUCACAUGAGAUUCAACAAAUGCAAAGUGUUUUUGAUAAUGCUAAAAUUUUGAUAAAGUAAGGGUAUCUUGACACUUUAUUCUUCACUGGAAGCUCAGCUUUGAGCUAUAAAAAAAGAAGUUCAAAAAGGUUUAAAUCGUUACAUUUUUGUGGCAGACAGUGUGGUCCGUGCCUCUUGCAAUACACCCGAUACGUGCAAUGCGUCUUGCAGUGAACAGAAAAUCGCUUUUUAAUGCCAAUGAAUGGACUACUUAAUAGUGUUUGAAUAAAUUUGCAUGGCUAAUGACCACCAUAUAAGGCAUUGUGAAUUUAAAUGCAGUAUUUUGUUUAUACAUGUAAUGUUGAUGUAAUAAGUUGUCAGUCUGGUAUGCAUAUCGUUACCAUAGCAAUGAGAUAAUGUCUAUUCAUUAUCAGUAUUUUCUCUUAUGCAGUGAACCACCAAUAUUGCUGUAAUUGUGUUAUUUUGAUUUAAAUUUGAAAAAAAAAACAAUUAUUAAAACUCAAUGCUCGGUAUUUUGUGCAAGUGAUAAAAUGGAAAUAAAACUAGGGGACCCAUAGUCUGUCUCCAUGGAAACCGAUUUAGUGAUUCAUAACAUUGUACUUAAUGGUGGUCUGUCAGUUAACGACAUUUUGUAAAGUUCCAGAAUUCUUCCAUCAACAAAUUAUUUUAAAUGAGUGGCUGAUGUACUACAGGGUAUCAGAACUGGAUUUUACAAAUGUUAUUAAUUUUUGUAUCUCAGUUAUCCAGGGCUGAUUAAAUAUAGGGUUGGUCAAUAAUUCAUUUCCAUGAUGCAAUAUUGUUUUCGAUCUGGCUUUCAUUUUCUCAAAUAAUAGACAGAAAAUCAUUCAUUUUAAUUUCACAUCAAUUCUCAUUAUCACAAUAACUUUUUUAAUAUGACUGUUGUAAUUUUAACUAACACAAGAGAAAGCAGUAUUGAAAGAGAAUUGAGAGACAAAAUUAAAGUCAUUAUCCAAAUGUGUAGCCUGAAAGAAAAUUGUUUAAGAUUCGGGGAAAAUUAUAAAGAAGAAGAAAAUGGUCUCCAUGGAAACUGGUUAUCGGAGACGUGGUUAUAAAUAUAGUAUUUUUGUAAAAUUUUAUUAAGAUUGUAACAGUUGGAAUUUGAAUAAAAGAGAUAUAUCAGAAAGGUUA
Saccoglossus kowalevskii is the source of this 3208-nucleotide messenger RNA. Its product is annotated as mannose-1-phosphate guanylyltransferase regulatory subunit alpha-A-like. The record is from RefSeq and is a predicted model, not a curated record. Gene Ontology annotation, biological process: biosynthetic process. Gene Ontology annotation, molecular function: transferase activity. Lineage: Eukaryota; Metazoa; Hemichordata; Enteropneusta; Harrimaniidae.